AUGGCACUAUCAUAUAGUUUUAGUGGUGCGCUGGCGCCUAACGUGCUGGCGCCAUGCGCACUGGCGCCAUGCGCGCUGGCGCCUAACGCGCUGGCGCCAUGCGCGCUGGCUCCUAACGCGCUGGCGCCGUACGCGCUGGCGCCAUGCGCGCUGGCGCCAUGGGCGCUGGCGCCUAACGCUCUGGCGCCAUGCGCGCUGGCGCCUAACGCGCUGGCGCCAUGCGCGCUGGCGCCUAACGCGCUGGCGCCAUGUGCACUGGCGCCAUACGCGCUGGCGCCUAACGCGCUGGCGCCAUGCGCGCUGGCGCCAUGCGCGCUGGCGCCAUGCGCGCUGGCGCCAUGCGCGCUGGCGCCAUGUGCGCUGGCGCCAUACGCGCUGGCGCCUAACGCACUGGCGCCUAACGCGCUGGCGCCAUGCGCGCUGGCGCCAUGUGUGGACUUGGUGCCAAAACUUCUCCACUACCACUUCUGCUCUCUUUCCUUUCUGCUGCAGAUGAUGCCUUCUGUGCAUGCUGAUGUGGUAUAUUUUAUUCGUGAUGCCUUGGAUUCGAGUUUUUAG
Messenger RNA from Closterium sp. Yama58-4, 558 nucleotides. NCBI's taxonomy places the organism in Eukaryota, Viridiplantae, Streptophyta, Zygnematophyceae, Desmidiales, Closteriaceae. The record is from the annotation of a GenBank genome assembly.